AUGAUACUCUGCAUCCCUUGCCUGGGAACCGCCAAGAUAGGUCGAAGACGCCGCAACAAGAAUAAGCCUGGACCCCGUGUCCCUCGCUGGCUCGCUCGCAAGAUGGGUCAGGACGAGUCCUCCAUGAGCUUCGGCGGCCCGCCAAAGGCCCUCUCCGAGAGGAGCCUGGCCGCUGUCGCAGAGUACAUCAAGACGGGUCGUGACAAGAGGAUUGUUGUCUUGACUGGCGCCGGUAUCUCGACUGCCGCUGGAAUUCCCGACUUUCGAUCGCCCAAGACAGGCCUCUACGCCAACCUCGCCCGCCUGAACCUCCCCUACGCCGAAGCCGUCUUUGACAUCUCCUACUUCCGCAGCCAUCCCGAGCCCUUCUAUGUCCUCGCCAACGAGCUCUACCCCGGAAAAUUCCAUCCCACCGUCUCCCACGCCUUCAUCGCCCUCCUCGCCCGCAAAGGCCUCCUCCAGAUGCUCUUCACCCAGAAUAUCGACUGCCUCGAGCGCGCGGCCGGUGUGCCCCCCAACAAGAUCAUCGAGGCCCACGGUAGCUUCGCGACACAGCGGUGCAUCGAGUGCAAGACCGAAUUCCCCGACGACAAGAUGAAGGAGCACGUGUUUGGUGGAAAGGUCCCGCACUGCGGAGAGCCCGGCUGCAACGGGCUCGUCAAGCCGGAUAUUGUAUUCUUUGGCGAGUCGCUCCCCAAAGCGUUUGACAACAAUGUCCACAAUGUGGCCAUGGCGGACCUGGUGCUCAUCAUCGGCACCAGCUUGACCGUCUACCCCUUCGCCGCCCUCCCUGGUAUGGCGCAAGAGGACAAGCCUCGAGUGCUGUUCAACAUGGAGCGCGUCGGCAUGAUUGGCAACCGUUCAGACGAUGUCAUUGAGCUUGGCGCCUGCGACGACGGUAUCCGCAAACUCGCCGAUGCGCUUGGUUGGAGAGACGAGCUUGAGCGCCUAUGGAGAGAUACCGUCGGAGAUGAAGAGGCGGAGCGACAGCUAAGGGGCAGAAAGGAGGAUGAGGUUGAGGACGAGGUUGAGCGUCUGGCAGCCGAGGUGGAGGCGGUCGCUAUUAACGAUGACACCAAGGCCGAUGCGGAGGAAGAGGCAUCUCCAGAAACUGAGCCCACAAAGGAGGUCGAUGGAGAGAAGCCCGACAAUGUUCUUUCAUAUCAGCCGGCCACCAUCUCAGCGCCAGCGCUAGCAGAGACCAAGGAGGAGGUCAAGGCGGAACCAACCAAGACAGAGUCGUCAAAGGUGCCCGAGGGCGAAUCAAAAGUUGAGCCCUCAGAGACAGAGGCUCAGCAACCAAAAGACGCCAAGACGCCCCAAGAGCAGCCAGCAGAAUCUGCUACUGUCAAGGAAGAAUCCAAAUAG
Fusarium keratoplasticum is the source of this 1368-nucleotide messenger RNA. RefSeq names its product Deacetylase sirtuin-type domain-containing protein. Gene Ontology annotation, molecular function: NAD+ binding. The coding region runs from base 1 to 1368 and encodes 455 amino acids. The transcript has 3 exons. Lineage: Eukaryota; Fungi; Ascomycota; Sordariomycetes; Hypocreales; Nectriaceae. The record is from RefSeq and is a predicted model, not a curated record.